This is a messenger RNA of Scophthalmus maximus (turbot), 2396 nucleotides long. Its product is annotated as beta-1,3-galactosyltransferase 5-like. The record is from RefSeq and is a predicted model, not a curated record. The transcript has 2 exons. Gene Ontology annotation, cellular component: membrane. Lineage: Eukaryota; Metazoa; Chordata; Actinopteri; Pleuronectiformes; Scophthalmidae. The coding region runs from base 280 to 1371 and encodes 363 amino acids. Gene Ontology annotation, molecular function: N-acetyl-beta-D-glucosaminide beta-(1,3)-galactosyltransferase activity.
UGAACACCUGAACACCUGAACACCCUGAGCCGUGUGCAUGGAUCACUUGGGGGCGUGUUUGAUUUGGUCCACCCGUACGUCCGGUUUUCACUGCACGGGCUGGCGGGGCAACAGGGAAGUGAGCGUGGUGGCUGUUUGUCUCUUUUGGUUGAUGGGAGCGGUCCAGCAUCGUUCUCAGGUGAGCUGCCAACUUCGCGGAGUCGAGUCUUUGGCUGCGCGACAACGCAGCGACGACGCGCCCUUUAAUUGGACGAAGGACGCAAACGAGCCGAAGUUUCAAUGGAGAAAAGGAAGAUACACCUAAAACACAUUUUCAUCGUCAUCCUGGGAGCGGUGGCGAUCUUCACCUGUCUGAACUUCGACAGGAGAUGGGCCUUUUUGAAUUCUUUCCCCGUGAUCAGUUUUGCUGCUUUUAGGAAUCAAGGACCUCCAGGAGCGCCAACGCCAACAUCACCAUCACCAACGCCAACAUCUCCACCUCCUUCACCACCAACAUCCCCAUCAGCAGAACCACAGUGGGAGGAUCCUGGGCCGUAUCACGUGGCCUAUCCACGCAACUACAAAUUCAUCGUGGAUGACACACCUACGUGCAGGACCAGGACUCCUUUCCUGGUCGCGGUUGUUCCAGUUGCACCCAGUAACGUGGCAGCCCGGGACGCCAUUCGACAGACGUGGGGGAAUGAGAAGCUGGUUCUGGGUCAGCUGGUGCAGACCCUCUUCUUGGUGGGCCUGCCCGGAGGACCUGAUGCAGGGCAGCAGCAAGAGACGCUCAAUCUGGAGAAUCGGCAGCACCGCGACCUGAUCCAGAGCAGCUUCCAGGACAGCUACGGCAAUCUGACCAUCAAGACUAUGGUCAUGCUGGAGUGGCUGGCGGCGCACUGUGUGAAUUCUUCUUAUGUCUUGAAGAUUGACUCCGAUAUGCUGCUCCACGUCCAGAAUUUGGUGAAGCUGUUGCUGGAUCCCAGCACGGCCAAACAGAACUACAUGUCAGGUUUGGUGUGGUGGCACAGCCCGGUUUUAAGGAACCCAUCCAACAAGUUCUACCUGCCUGAGGAAGUGAUCGCUGAGCCAGAGUACCCCCCGUAUCCCCUGGGCAUGGCCUACGUCAUGUCCCUGGACCUUCCCGGGAAGAUUCUCAGCGUCUCUCCUCGGAUCAAACCGAUCUUCAUCGAAGACGCCUACCUGGGUAUGUGUCUGAAGCACCUGGGCAUUCCGCCCACCGACCCCCCUGACAGCACCAUGUUCGUCGUCGACCCCGUUCAUCCUCUGAGCGGCUGCAGCCUCUCAAAAGUCAUCGCCGUGACGACGACAAGCAUCCGGCAGAUGACGAGUUACUGGGAGAGGAGCAAAACAGCAGAAGCCAAAUGCUGAACUUCAUAAUAUUUACCAUGAGUGAAUUUUGGCUUUAUUGCUGGUGUGGCGAACCUGCAGCUUAUAUUCAUCUCCUGGAAAUGAUACAGAAAAAAUGUCUUUGGAAGAAAGACAAAUCACAUAUUAGAUUUUGAACCCACAAACUUUUUUGUCAUAACAUCUCAAAUCCUCAAGGUUUCAAAAGUCAACUCUGUUUUCUUUCGGGGACAGAACCCUACCGGACUGAAUCCGUCUGCCUGUUCGUCCGUGUUCCGAUCUUCUCGACAACAGCUCAUCAGAUCAACUUCGGUCUUCAUCGGGGCGCAUCGCCGAGGACUCGAGGAAGUCGAGUGUCGACUGUGAAGUCGUUCUGGAUGAGCGGUUGUUGACAAAAUUGACAUUCCUCCAUCACACUCACGAAUCCAGUGACAUCACACGAGCUACAAACCGACAGGCACAUUUUGAACGAGUAAAAACAUUUUUAUUUUAAACUGCACUUGCUAUACUCAUGUGAUGUCAUCGGUGACAUCACUCUUGAUGACUACAGUUGCUUUUUUUUUUUUUUUCCCCAAUGGAAAAAAAAUUACUAUUUUAUGUAGAUCUUUGAACUGGGCACGGAUCUUGUACCAAAUAUCAUUCUGUCAUACAAUGUCACCGCUCGUGGCCACUGAAAUCUUAGGUGCAAUCGAUGACGGAGCACUGGAGUUCAGCUCCUCCAGUGCAAGUCUGCACUGCUUGCGAUUGGUCCUUUGUCCACAAGGGGGCGAGCUAACGUCAGAUAAAAUCCACAGACAUCCACUGCAGCUCUAAACUGCAAUUUUUCAAUUUGUCUCAGGAAUGAAUUUUGUAAAAUGUUCACAUGAUGCUUAUGAGUGGCACUAGAUCACGUAUGAAUGAUCAUACUGGCAUAGUUGUACCAACACUUUCACUGUGCAUUUAGGUUUUUUAUUUUUAUUAUUAUAUUUGAGUCGAUGACACUGCUUUUGGAAGAAGAAAAACAAGAAGCUAUUUUUGUCACUUCCUUAAAUAAAAGCAACAACAUUAAA